ACCCGUCCAUUUUCGUCCAGACAAUAUAUCCACUCCCCAAUUUUCUCUCCUCCCUCUCUCCCCAUUGCCCUUUAAAAGAAAAGACCAAUAAAAUUUUUAGAGAGAGAGAGAGAAUAAUUUUAGAGAGAUAAACAAAAAGAAAUGGACGGUAGCAGCAGCGGAGGCGGAAACGGUUACAGAGUAGAAGCAGAGCGGUGGUUAACUAUAUCAGAGAAACUCUUAGCAGCACGUGACUUGCACGGGGCUAAGAGCUUCGCGAUCCGAGCCAGAGAAUCCGACCCGAGACUCUACGAAUUCUCCGAUCAAAUCAUCGCCGUUGCCGACACUCUCCUCGCCGGAGAGUUACGCGUCGAGAACAAUCACCACUAUGAUUACUAUAUGAUUCUCCAACUCGGUCGCUUGACCCAGGAUCUCGAACUCAUUACGGAUCAGUAUCGGAAGCUCGCCUUGUUGCUCAACCCGACGAGGAACCGGCUGCUCUUCGCUGAUCAGGCGUUCAAGCUUGUGUCGGAGGCCUGGCUCGUGCUUUCGAAUCCUGCUAAGAAGGCAAUGUAUGAUCAUGAGUUACAACUGAGUCAGCUCGGUCUUCUCGUGACUCAGCAACCGCCACCUCCACCAUUUCAACAGCAACCGCCGUCUAAUCCUGAGCCGAUUCGGCCUGUUCCGCAGUUCAGUAUGCCAUGGAUGCCUGAGUCGUCAAUUAGGUUCCCCUCUCAGACCAAACCCGCCGAGUCACCUCGUUCACAGACUCAGCAGAGAAAUCCCGAGCCAACUUGGCGACAGCCUCAGCAGAAACCAAUCGAACCGCCUAAGCAGCCUACCCCGCUGAAGGCCGCCACUGAGCUAAAUAAGCAGCCAACUCCGUCUAAGGCUCCCAAUGAGCCAACUCGGCAGCCUACCCCGCUGAAGGCCGCCACUGAGCUAAAUAAGCUGUCAACCCCGUCUAAGGCUCCCAGUGAGCCUCCGCCGCUGAAGUCUUCCACUGAGCCAAAUAAGCAGUCAACUCUGUCUAAGAUUCCCACUGAGCCAACUCGGCCAGAGGUUGUGAUUGGGUUAUCUCGAUCAGCGCCAAAACCGAGUGCCACUGAUUCGAGGCAAGCGAUGAAGCACACAACCACCUUCACCGCUGCUGCUGCAACUGGGACAAAGCAUGCGAAUGCGAGUGAGCCAGAGUUAUCGAGUUUUUGGACUGCGUGUCCUUAUUGUUAUAUACUUUACGAGUAUCCUAAAGCUUAUGAGGAGUGUAUUCUAAGGUGUCAAAGUUGUAGAAGGGCAUUUCAUGCUGUCAUGGUACCAGCACCACCGGUGACUGGUAAAGAUACAUACUUUUGCUGCUGGGGAUUUUUUCCGUUGGGGUUUUCAGGUAAUAAUGAGAAAGUAGGUAAUGAGUUUGGUAGUAAUUGGUCUCCGUUUUCUGCAAUGUUUUCCACUCCUUUCCCAGCUGGUGGUGCUGUUGGUAGUGGUGGUCAAAUGUAUAAUAAACUGAAGCAAAAGGUGAUUUAUAAAGAUGAUGUGUAUAUAGAUAUCUCUGACACAAGUGAAGAUGAGUCUGAUUCCGGUGAUGAGUGGGGUGUAAAAAAGAGAAAGAAAGCAAAAAAUGCAAAGGGGAAAGGAACUCCGAAUAAACAUGCGAAAAAAUCACAAAAUGAAAGAUUGAAGAAGGGGGUAGGAGCAGGGGCUGGAACAGAAAAUAUUCAAAAUGAGGAUGGUGAUGGUGGGGGUAGUGUGCCAGAGGAGGUGGUGGAAAAGGGGGAAGGGAGUUGUGGCAAAAGGAAGGCAGCAAAAGAUUUGGGAAAGUUGGAUUUGAAUGUGAUGUUUAGUAAUGAGGUGGAUGAGGCUGCACCUGGACCAAGUCAAAGGAAUGGGCCUGGGCAUGGGGAGGAGGAUAAUAUUGAAGGGAUUGGGUUUUUUGAGGGUCUUGAUGAGUUUUUAAGUACCUUGCCCAUACUUUCGGUUGUAGGGGAUGAUAAGGUGAAGGCUACUUAGCGAUGAGCUUGAUCUUCAUUCUGAAAGGCAUGUAGGUUGACCAGCUCCUCAGCAGUGUAUGAUGCUCAAGGAAAAUAUUUUGUGAGAUGAUGGAAAUGAGUUACCUAUAAGUGAUGUAGCCCCCUGCAGCCCUUUUUCGUGAGAUGUGGCCGUGGACUCAUUUGGGCUAUCCAGGUAUCAUCUGCUGCUCUCACUCCCAGACAUGAGGUUUCCCUGUGAAGACAGUGAACGUGCAAUUCUUAAACGCACGCCCGAAUAAGCUUUAUUGUCCAUUGAUGACAGUUAACUUCUCCAAAAUAUAGUUUCUGUGCCAUUAAUCCACCUUUUAGUUUCCCUAAGAUGCAUCUUCUUCCUCUGCCGAGUAUCAUUCAGUCUUAUCCUUCCCUUGUUGUGAUUGCUCAAACAUCCUUACCCUCAUUUUGUUUAGUGCUACUCAUCAAGCAGCUGGGUUUACGUUUUGCCACUGACAGAACUUAAUAUAUACAUGCUCUCUGUGUAUGCUGCUACAUCAUUGCAUGGUAGACCAUAGCGUUCAUUUUCAAGGUUUUGCAUGCCUGCACAUGAUCUGAUCAAUAUAUUAGCAGACCAUGCAGAGUAGUGACAAUGGCUCCUCCCAUCCCCUGACUUCUCGUGUGUGAGGAACGAUGCAGCCUGUGAUUGGUAAGAUUCCCUCCCCACCUUGGUACAAGGUAACAGCAACAAUUUUCUUAUGUCCAGUUGCAAGCUUUCAAGAUUGAUCCCGUGUGUUUCUGUCGUCCUCGUAGUCCUGUGCAUGAAGGACUGGUCUGUUUUAAAGCUUUUUAUUAUUUAUCGGUGGCGCAAGCACACGCUGACAAUCACGGUUGCCUGCAUGUUUUGGCAUCCAAGCAUGGUUAUUAUCGUUUAAUGGCUUGUCAACAUGAAAUGUCUUUCUGCGUGAUUAGCAGCUAGAGACGAAGGCUGCUACUGUAUAUAAAAGUAGACUGGAGGAAGUCGUUAAAUUAAGAAACAGGAGUUGCAUUCCGUGAAGUCAUUGAUUUCUAGAGGUUAGUUAGCACUGUUCUCCUUGUCUGCUUCUCUUCAUGCUUUUGCUCAGAGCAUGCAAUAAAGAAGAAGUGCGUGGAAGCAUUACCAGUGUAGCAUGUUUCUUAAAAUUGGUUUUUUUUUUUAUUUUUUUUUUAACUUUAGCAUAUCAAAAUUAAAAGUUUAAAAUUAACUUGUAUGAUCCUACGGGUCUACAAUUUAAUUAAAUAUUGAGAUGAGUCAACCCACCCAAAAGAGUCUAAAUCCUAUGACUAUGCAUAGGUAGCAUAUCUUCUUCCACGUAUGACUAGCAUCUUCAUCUUUCUCUUUACUCUUUAAAAUAUUUUUUAUUUAAAAAUAUAUUAAAAUAAAAAAAAUAUUUUUAAAAAAUAUUUUUGAUAUUUUCUUAUUAAAAUGAUUUAAAAAUAUCAAAAAAUAUUAAUUUAAAAUAAAAAAAGUAAUUUGUUUUAAAUGAUUUUAAGACACAAAAAUAUUUUAGGAAUGUGGUUGGAAUAUUAAUGGGAUGGUAUUAUAAAAUUAAAUUUUUAAAAAAUAAAAAAUAUUAUUUUAAUAAAUUUUUAUGAAAAAAGAAAAAGAAAAAGAAAACGAAGGUCGGACAAAUGGAAGGCGGCUUACCAAGGCUGAACCGUGUUUCAUGUGUUGUGUGGGCAAGGUAGAAUUAUUGAAGGGUCCUAUGUACUAGGUGGUGCGCAGGUUUGACAUAAACACACAGCAAUGUUUUAAAUGGAGUUAGGAUGGUCCCCACCCCACUUCACUUCAAUUCUUUAAUAUUUCUUCGGUGUGUGGUCUCUUGUCAGUACGAUAAAUCACUUUCCAACAGGAGUAAUUUCUGUGA
Molecule: messenger RNA, 3844 nt
Organism: Populus trichocarpa (black cottonwood)
Lineage: Eukaryota; Viridiplantae; Streptophyta; Magnoliopsida; Malpighiales; Salicaceae
Exons: 2
Coding region: 142-1986 (614 amino acids)
Source: RefSeq, a predicted model, not a curated record